Molecule: messenger RNA, 3195 nt
Organism: Lates calcarifer (barramundi perch)
Lineage: Eukaryota; Metazoa; Chordata; Actinopteri; Centropomidae
Gene: prkd1
Product: protein kinase D1
Exons: 21
Coding region: 34-2784 (916 amino acids)
Biological process (GO): protein phosphorylation
Molecular function (GO): ATP binding; protein serine/threonine kinase activity
Source: RefSeq, a predicted model, not a curated record
AGGGUUUGGAAACCACCGGGGAAAAAGGCUCAUAUGAGUGCGCCUCCGCUGAUCCGUGCGCCCAGCCCGCUCCCGUUCUCAGGGGGGACAAACAACACCAACACCGGCACCGGGGGAGGAGGAGGAGGAGGAGGAGGUGGCGGCGGUGUGAUCUCCUUCCACAUCCAGAUUGGUCUGAGCCGGGAGCCGGUGCUGCUGGACGCCGCAGAGCUCAGCCUCAGUCAGGUCCGGGAGGUGGCGUGCUCCAUCGUGGACCAGAAGUUACCGGAGUGUGGUUUCUAUGGGAUGUACGAGAAGAUCCUUCUGUUUCGUCAUGACCAGACGUCGGAGAAUGUGCUGCAGCUGCUGCGCUCCGCCUCUCAGAUCCAGGAGGGAGACCUGGUGGAGGCCGUGCUGUCAGCGUCAGCCACGGUGGAGGACUUCCAGAUCCGUCCACACUGUCUGUUUGUCCACUCGUACCGAGCGCCGGCCUUCUGCGACCACUGUGGAGAGAUGCUGUGGGGACUCGUACGACAGGGACUCAAAUGUGAAGGUUGUGGUCUGAACUAUCACAAGCGUUGUGCCUUUAAGAUCCCAAAUAACUGCAGUGGGGUGAGGAGGCGUCGCCCUUCCAACGUCUCCCUGACGGGGGGGCUGGUCAACAUUGGACGCCCCCUUUCUGCUGAACCCUCACCCCCUCACUACACUGACGAUGCUUUACUGUCUCCAGUCAGUCCUAGCAUGGAGCAGAAGAACCAGUUGGAUUACUUUCCCGGCAGAGAGCGUCGUUCCAGCUCCCAGUCGUACGUUGGCCGUCCCAUUGAACUGGACAAGAUCUUGUUGUCGAAGGUCAAAGUUCCCCACACCUUCCUCAUCCACUCGUACACCCGACCCACCGUCUGUCAGCACUGCAAGAAGCUGCUGAAAGGCCUCUUCAGACAGGGACUCCAGUGUAAAGAUUGUAAAUUUAACUGCCACAAGCGAUGUGCUCCCAAAGUGCCGAACAACUGUCUGGGAGAAGUCUCUAAAAAUGGAGAGCUCCUGAGCCCAGGGGCGGAGUCAGAUGUCGUCAUGGUGGAGGGCUGCCUAGACGACCACGACGUCGACCGAGGUGGCGGCCUGUUGGACGACAUGGACGAAGCGCUGACGUCAGAGGGGGGUCUGUUGCUGGAGGCGGGGCCCAGCGACCUCUGCGACCUGCACGACCCCGACCUGGACGAAUCGCCCCGAGCCAUCAGCCCCUCCACCAGUAACAACAUCCCUCUGAUGCGAGUUGUUCAGUCCGUCAAACACACAAAGAGGAAGAACAGCAACGUGAUGAAGGAGGGCUGGAUGGUCCACUACACCAGCAAAGACACUCUGAGGAAAAGACAUUACUGGCGGUUGGACAGUAAAUGCAUCACAUUGUUUCAGAACGACACCGGAGGUAAAUAUUACAAGGAGAUCCCUCUGUCAGAGAUCUUAUCUCUGGAACCGGCCCAGACCUUCUCUCUGCUUCCUGAUGGAGCUAACCCUCACUGCUUCGAGAUCGCCACAGCGUCACUGGUUUACUACGUCGGAGAGAACCUGCAGAGAGCUGAAUCGUCUGUGACGGGCAGCAGCAUUCUGGUCAGUGGCGUGGGGCAGGAUGUGGCUCGGAUGUGGGAGAUGGCCAUCCAGCACGCUCUGAUGCCAGCUGUUUCUACGGGAGUUUCCCAUAGUUCUCACCGCAGUGGACACAAGGAAGUUUCCAUCAGUAUUUCUGUCUCCAACUGCCAGAUCCAGGAGAACGUGGACAUAAACUCUGUGUAUCAGAUCUUCCCAGACGAGGUUCUUGGCUCGGGACAGUUUGGCAUCGUCUAUGGAGGUAAACACAGGAAGUCCGGCCGAGACGUCGCCAUCAAAAUCAUCGACAAACUCCGUUUCCCCACCAAACAGGAGAGUCAGCUGCGCAACGAGGUGGCCAUCCUGCAGAGUCUGCAUCACCCAGGCGUGGUCAACCUGGACUGCAUGUUUGAGACGCCGGAGCGAGUGUUUGUCGUCAUGGAGAAGCUUCACGGAGACAUGCUGGAGAUGAUCCUGUCCAGCGAGAAGGGACGACUGCCCGAGAGGAUCACCAAGUUCCUUGUCACACAGAUCCUCGUGGCUUUGCGUCACCUCCACUUCAAGAACAUCGUCCACUGUGAUCUGAAACCUGAAAACGUCUUGCUGGCGUCUGCAGACUCGUUUCCACAGGUAAAACUUUGUGACUUUGGUUUUGCUCGGAUCAUCGGCGAGAAGUCGUUCAGGCGUUCGGUGGUUGGCACGCCGGCGUAUCUUGCUCCAGAGGUCCUCAGGAACAAAGGCUACAACCGCUCCCUGGACAUGUGGUCGGUCGGAGUCAUCAUCUACGUCAGUCUCAGUGGGACAUUCCCUUUCAACGAAGAUGAAGACAUCAACGAUCAGAUCCAAAACGCUGCCUUCAUGUACCCUCCUCACCCCUGGAAGAAAAUCUCCCAGGAAGCGAUCGACCUGAUUAACAACCUGCUGCAGGUGAAGAUGAGGAAGAGGUACAGUGUCGACAAGACCCUCAGUCACCCCUGGUUACAGGACUACCAGAUGUGGCUGGACCUGAGGAACCUGGAGUCCCGCAUGAACGAGCGCUACAUCACCCACGAGAGCGACGACCUGCGCUGGCAUCACCAUGCCCAGCUCAGCGGCCUCGACUACCCACCACACUUCAGCAACGGUCCCCGUGGUGACGGCGGUGGGCCGGGCGGGGUGGAGCGUUACAAAGAACAGGAGGAGGAGCUGGAGACCCUCAGCGAGAGGGUCAGCGAACUCUGAUGACGACGGCAGCGACCACACGUGAAGAGGUUUGCUCCUAAAUGAGACGAGAUACAGCAACAGUAAAAAAAACAAAACAACAAAAGCACAAAAUUAGAUACAAGUUGAGAAAACAACAACAACAACAAAAAACAGAACAUCAAAACUAAUAUGGUUCAUUUUAAAGACAGAGGAGGAGAAGAAAAAUUUCUUUUAGAGCCGACAGAGAGGAAGAAUAUUCACUAAAGCAUAAUAUAAAGUUGUAAACCUACCUAUUUUCUAUGAAAGUGCAUUUAAUUUGCAAAAAGAAAAACUACUUUAUCCCAUGAUUAUGACUUUGCAUCUCAUAAUUACUGAAAAAAAUAUCUCCACUUUAGUUUAGCCUCAGAUAGACGCCUUAGGACAUUUCUUAAAUAUGGAAUAAAAACUGUA